AUGAAGUCGCUUUUGCUGCUGCGCUUUCUGCUGGUCACCUCGCCCAGCCUUAGCAGCCGCAGUAACAACCAAUUGCUGUUGCAGCUGCUGCUGCUGCAGCUGCUGCUGCUGCAGCUGCUGCUGCUGCAGCUGCUGCUGCUGCAGCAGCUGCGCUGCGCUGUAUUCAGCGCCUUUGCUUCGGACGCAGCCGGAGCAGGGACCGGCGCUGCUGACUGCGGCUUGCCCGCAGCGCAGCAGCGCGAACUGCCCGCAGCACCCCCCUCAGCGGCGCCCGCAGCAGCAGCAGCAGCGCCCGCAGCAGCAGCAGCAGCAGCAGCAGCAGGGAGCGAGAGCGAGGGCGGGGCGUCCGGGGAGCUGUGCCUGUUUGUGGGGCAGGAGGUGCGGAUACACCUGGUGGACUUGGUGCGGACUCGCGUGACUUUAAUUGCUGCUGAAGUUUUGAAUUCAAUGAAUUUAUUUUUCAAAGAAAUGUAUUUCCGAGAAAUGGCGGCGGACGCGGCCUUGGCGGAGCUGUACGUACACCACAGCAGCAGCAGCAGCAGCAGCGGCGGCAGCAACACGUCGCUGCGGCCCUCCAGACGCCUCCGCGGAAUCAUCACUGCGUUUUACACCAAGUCCGGAAACGAAAACAAAAACGAAAAUAAAAAUAAAAUGACUUUUAAGGACUCGGAGGUGUGCGCGGUGGAGCAGCAGCAGGAGCAGCAGCAGGAGUGGAGAACGCUUGGAGGGAAGCUUUGGGGCGCUGUGGAUUCGGAAAGGAGGGAAAGGGAAAGGGCGCGGCGGCAGCAGCGGCGGGGAGCGGCGCUGCAGCAGUUCGAGGCCGCUGCUGGCGGCGCAGCAGCACCAGCUGCCGCCGCCGCGGCUGGCGCUGGCGCUGGCGCUGCUGCUGCUGCUGCUGGAGGCGGCGCGGUCAGAAACGUGCGGCGGCGCGGUGCGAUCUGGGGUUGGGGCUUUACGCGUUUGGGGCGGUCCCGGGCGCUGCGUCUGGGAAAAGAAGAAAGAAGGGCAGGCGGCGGCGAGAUCGGGCGGAGAAUGGCGGGUUUCGCGGGGAAGGCGGGCGCGGGCGCGGGGUGUACGUACGGCGGCGCGGGCGGGCGCGCGGGCGGCUCGCGGGUGGAUCUGGCGGCGGGAAGCGCGGAGUGGACGUGGUUCCGCGCGUUUCGCGCGGAAAUGAACAAAGAACUGGCGUGGAAAGGCAGCCUGAGCGCGCUGGUGGGCGCGUUGCUGGGCGCGGCGUGCGCCGUGGUGGUGAACUGCACGCUGGUGGAACUCUCGGCCUCGGCGCUCUUCGCCGCCUACCUGGGCCUCGUGUUCGUCGCCGUCGGCGCCGUGCUGCUGUGGCGCAUCCAGGCCACCGGCGGCGGCCCGCGGAAGCAGCAGCUGGCGCUGUUCGCCGCGCUCGUGCUCGCCUCCGGGCUGCUCUGUCUGCUGCUGCGCCGCAACUGGUUCCUCGGGCUGCACCCGCUGCUCAAGGUCCCCGCCUACACGGCGCUCGGCGUGUCCGUGGCCUUCGCGCUGGCCUUUUCCCUCGUCGACGUCGUCAACUGCUGCUUCGCCUGCUGCCAGCCCGCCGCCGCGCCGCCGCUGCUGCAGUCGCCGCAGCAGGCGCAGCUCGUGCUGCUCUUCGCCCUCGCCCUCGGCGGGCUCUUUGGCGGGCUCUUCGGGCUCCUCGACCUCCCCGACGAGACUCUUUACCAGCUGCGCCUCGCGCUGCAGCGCGAGCAGCUGCUCUGUCUCCCGCCGGGGGCCCUUUUGGGGGCCCUCGCCGGCUUCUGCAACGAGCUCCUGCGCCACCAGCAGCGGCGCCUCAGCUGCUACUCCCCGGAGUUCGACGAGGACAUUUGA
This is a messenger RNA of Eimeria tenella, 1845 nucleotides long. RefSeq lists its product as uncharacterized. The transcript is spliced from 3 exons. The record is from RefSeq and is a predicted model, not a curated record. Bases 1 to 1845 code for a protein of 614 amino acids. Lineage: Eukaryota; Apicomplexa; Conoidasida; Eucoccidiorida; Eimeriidae.